CCCAGCCCGGACAACAAUCAUGAAAAAGACCAUAUAACACCAGGUCUAGUACUCCUCUACCAAGAUAUUGUCACUUUGAUUAUGAACACUUACUCCAUAGGUCUUUGAUGAACAUAAAAACAAGGGAUUGAAUACCUCGUGUGGGUCAUGUCGAAUCGAACGCUAACCCAUAUUUGUAUUAACCACCGGCUUCCCAUUGGCUGCCCAUGCGGUUGGCGGAUGAGUCUGAUUCUAGGCGAUGAUCUUCAGUCUCGACAUCAGAGUAUGGUUCUGACACCAGAGACUGCAAGCGUUCACAAACCGGGAUGCCACAGCCCCAAUUUUGCAUGUUUCAUCCAUAAAGCCAGCAUGACGCUAGAAUCUUUGAUAUCGACAUGUCGCGCUCGUCCCCAGACCCGUUCGUCGCAUCGCCCUCCUCCCCGAGCCACCCCGUGAAGAACCAUUCCCGGUACACCUACCGCCAACUGCAGCUCCUUCGCCAGAACUCGACAGCUUCUCCGCUCCGAGUAGUUGCUCAUGUCGAUUUGGAUGCGUUCUACGCACAAUGUGAGAUGGUGCGUCUUCAGACGCCGCGGGAGAUACCCCUCGCUGUACGCCAGUGGGACGCGUUGAUCGCGAUCAACUACCCUGCUCGGGCGUUCGGGAUAACGAGGAUGAUUUCCGCGAAGGAAGCCCGGAAGCUUUGCCCGGAGAUUGUUCUACAGCAUGUUGCGACUUUCCGAGAAGGCGAAGGCGGGAAAUGGGCGUACAGGGAGGAUUCCUUCAACCGUAUUAACACGGAUAAAGUGUGCUUGGAUCCGUAUCGGGCGGAAUCGCGCAAGAUCCUGAAAACGAUGAAGGAGGAAUUGUCGAGAUGGUAUACGGACUUGGUCGAUGAGGAACGGGGGCUGGGUCCACACGCUCAAAUACAACAAGCUAGUGUUGAGAAAGCUAGCGUCGACGAAGUUUUCAUUGAUUUGUCCCCGCUGGUUUAUGGUGUUCUGCUUCAACGGUAUCCGGAACUACGGAAUGGGCCGGAUGGCGAUGAUCGUGUCGCAUCGUUACCUCGUCCCCCUACAACGGUACUGGAAUGGAACCAGGGCGAUUGUCUAGUGGACCUAGACGAGAACGAGACCGAGGUGGAUGAUCCUGAUUGGGAUGAUGUGGCGAUGCUUAUUGGGUCAGAGAUUGUCCGAGCGGUUCGAACAGCAGUCUGGGAUAAGCUGAGUUAUACGUGCUCCGCAGGCAUAGCGAAAAACAAGAUGAUGGCAAAGUUGGGGAGCUCUAGCAACAAACCCAACAAACAGACCAUUGUACGCAAUCGUGCUAUCCAGAACUUUCUUGGGGGCUUUAAGUUUACCAAGAUUCGAAUGCUUGGGGGUAAGUUGGGUGAUCAGGUCACGGCCCUGUUUGGGACGGAACAAGUUAGCGAUCUUUUACAGGUUACGCUGGAGCAGUUCCGGGCCAAACUGGAUGAUGAUACUGCUAGUUGGCUCUAUGGAAUCAUCCGCGGCGAGGAUAAGAGUGAAGUCAACCCCAGGACGCAAAUAAAGUCUAUGCUCUCUGCCAAGUCAUUCAGACCGAAUAUCAACUCUAUCGAGCAGGCGGAAAGGUGGUUGCGGAUCUUUGCCGCUGACAUCUACGGCCGUCUCAUGGAAGAUGGUGUACUUGAGCACCGACGCCGUCCAAAAACCCUCGCCUUGCACCAUAGGCAAGGUGCACAACUUCGCUCUCGCCAAUGCCCUAUUCCUGGGUCAACACCGAUCGACGAGACAUUACUGUUCGAUCUUGGGAGGACACUGCUUCGACAGGUCAUCGGUGACGGACGCGCCUGGCCUUGUGCAAACUUGUCAAUGAUUGUCGGUGGAUUUGAGGACGGAGUUAGCAACAAUAAAGCAAUAGAUUCGUUUAUACUCCGAGGAGACCAGGCCAAAAGUAUCGGCCACCUUGCGAAGGACCGCAUUACAGAUGACUUGCCGGAAAUCUUACAACCGAGCGAGAAACGGAGGAAAGUUGAAGACGAUGGUAUAAAACGCUUCUUUAACCACUCUCCUGGGGCCACCACGGAGCCUCAGCCAAGCGAGGCUUUAUUGGAGACACCAGCGACUAGCUUGGAAGGGACCAGAGAGAACAUACUUCUAUCUGAGACCUCGUGUACUCCCGAAAUAGCAGAAGUUGCACCGGGAUUCUAUACUUGUAGACGUUGCGAAAAACCGCUACCAGAAGCUGAAAGGGAUGAACACGAUGAUUGGCAUUUUGCCAAGGAGCUGGAAAGACAAGAAAGACAGGAUGCCAUGAGAUCCCAGCAAACAGCACGCCCGUCUAGUAAUACGGGAUCUUCCAGCGCCCGUGGCAGGCCAGGUCGUAACAGCCGGGGCAAGCCUGAGAAAGGGCAAACACGUCUCGCUUUUGGAUAGUAUUGCUGGGCUUGAAAUCCUCGCGAUAAUCAAAUAUUCAUGCCGGCCGGGACAAAGGAACGACUUUACUCAUUCGAGCAAACCCAAUAGAGGAGACGUUCCUUGAUUAUAUGCAUUCGGCGUAUCAGGAGAACCGAAGAGUCCUCCCCUUCUUUCCUCUCGCUCUUGCUGAUCUCAACGGACCUCAUCGUGCAAUAUUGCAUUGUAAGCUAUGUGAAAUGCAUUAAGAAAACCGCUGCGUCGUUCAUAAGCCCUUGACGUCGUAAAUUCCCGCAACCAAUCAAGGGAACAGCCAGCAGAUUCCGAUCGAUAAAGAAUAUUGGGCUAAAUUGUAAUCUCAACCAUGGUUCGAGUGUCAAUUUUAACUUAAGGGAGAAUUAAAGCCAAAGGACUUAAUAUAGUUACCGGAUUUAAGCUCUUUCGAACUUGACGAGCUAGUAGACGAUC
This is a messenger RNA of Aspergillus pseudonomiae, 2843 nucleotides long. Its product is annotated as DNA-directed DNA polymerase eta. Gene Ontology annotation, molecular function: damaged DNA binding; DNA-directed DNA polymerase activity. Gene Ontology annotation, biological process: response to radiation; error-prone translesion synthesis. Gene Ontology annotation, cellular component: site of double-strand break; nucleus; replication fork. The record is from RefSeq and is a predicted model, not a curated record. Lineage: Eukaryota; Fungi; Ascomycota; Eurotiomycetes; Eurotiales; Aspergillaceae. Bases 375 to 2396 code for a protein of 673 amino acids. The transcript has a single exon.